AUGUUUAAGACAUGCGUGGCGGUCGUUGUGGCCGCUUGUGCUGUCGGUCUGAUCAUUAAUUUUUAUUACCAACGAAUACCUAAACUACCGAAUCUGGAUUACGAGAAGUGGUGGGGAGAGGGGGUGCGACCGCAGCAAGAUGAUACCUCUAUAAGACCCUUCAAGAUUGUCUUCAAUAAUACGAUGAUAGAAGAUUUAAAAUCUAGAUUAAGAAGCAGACGGGCUUUCACGAGACCUAUGGAUGGAAUUCAGUCUGAAUACGGAAUAAACACUGUAUAUUUGGAUAAAUUACUGAAUUAUUGGCUGAAGGAAUACGACUUCAAAGCGAGAGCCGAACGUCUUAAUAGGUUUCCACACUUCAAGACCCGGAUCCAGGGUCUGGAUAUUCACUAUAUAAGAGUGAAACCGCAAGUGAAGUCAGGCGUCAAAGUUCUGCCUCUGCUGAUGAUGCACGGCUGGCCGAGUUCCUCCAAGGAGUUUGAUAUGGCCAUACCGUUACUGACAAAGCAGAGGAAGGAUUAUGAUUUUGUGUUCGAAGUAAUUGCUGUCGAUCUGCCUGGAUUCGGAUACUCUGAGGGAACCAACAAACCCGGCUUGAAUCCUUUGCAAAUAGCCAUAAUCAUGAAGAAUCUUAUGACUAGGCUAGGUCAUCAAAGAUUCCACACAAACAUGCCGUUUUCAUCUCGUCAGAUAAGCAAUAUCAAAUACUUCAUAGGUUCACUGUUCCCGAGUUUGUUCGUCAAAGCGCCAUAUAUACCCAGACUUUAUCCAAUAAGAGAUUUGUUCACGUAUCUUAUGAGAGAAAGCGGUUAUUUCCACUUGCAAGCGACGAAACCUGAUACUAUAGGCGCAGCCCUAACAGAUACACCAUCGGGUAUGGCAGCGUAUAUGCUAGAAAAGAUAGGAGUGUGCAGCAAUAGGAACCAGUUGAACACUGAUCACGGAGGGUUAAACAACAUUGAUAUGGACGAUCUACUAGAUACAGUCACUAUUAUGUGGGAUAAUGAGAGCAUUACCAGGUCUAUGAGGCUUUACGCGGAAGCAUUCGCCUGGCCUGAAGUGUUCGUUGUGCACGAUAUCCCGACUGAAGUUCCAACAGCCGCUAUAAACUUUCUUCACGAGGUGGUCUACCAGCCCGAUUGGAUACUUCGCGACAAAUUCGUGAACCUGGUCCAUUCAACGACCUUGGAUUUCGGCGGUCAUUUCGCAGCGAUGCACACGCCUAAAGAACUUGUGGACGAUAUUUUCGAUUCCGUGGCCGCGUUUAUCAAAUUCAACGCGGACAAAGCCAGGAGAUAG
Danaus chrysippus (African queen) is the source of this 1299-nucleotide messenger RNA. The record is from the annotation of a GenBank genome assembly. Lineage: Eukaryota; Metazoa; Arthropoda; Insecta; Lepidoptera; Nymphalidae.